Messenger RNA from Neoarius graeffei (lesser salmon catfish), 2109 nucleotides. It is a transcript of the gene snphb, whose product is annotated as syntaphilin b. Bases 1 to 2109 code for a protein of 702 amino acids. Gene Ontology annotation, biological process: neuron differentiation. The transcript is spliced from 6 exons. NCBI's taxonomy places the organism in Eukaryota, Metazoa, Chordata, Actinopteri, Siluriformes, Ariidae. Gene Ontology annotation, cellular component: cytoplasmic microtubule; mitochondrion. The record is from RefSeq and is a predicted model, not a curated record.
AUGUCUUCACCUGUCAAUAAGAGAUCUACUUCUGGGUCCCGCAGAUUCAAUCCUCUGAAGGCCCUGCAGCCCAAAUGGCGCUUGCAGCAAAUACUGUCCUCUCCUUCUGCACCCCCUCUUUUUGACUAUUGCAGGUUUAUAGAGCUAGACUACACCCCCAUGGAGGCAGGAAUUAUGGUCUCUAUGAGGCAGAGCAGAGGAUUUUUGACAUCAAAGUCUCCGGAGCGCCACUGUCGGCGGAGUCCAGCACCUAUCAGUAACCGUGAUCCCUAUGGCAAUGCCUCGCUCAGCAGCAGCAGCAACUCAGGAUCAUGCAAGGGGAGUGACUGCAGCCCCACCCCCAGGCGCCAUAUGAAGUACACCUCCUGCACGGAUAACCAUGGUAUUAAGCCACCUCCUCCUGAGCAGUACCUGACUCCUCUGCAGCAGAAAGAGGUGUGUAUCAGACAUCUGAGGGCACGACUGAAAGAGACUGUUGAACGACUCCAGGACAGAGACUCAGAGAUCGAUGAGUUGCGAACUCAGUUGUCCCGGAUGCAGGAGGACUGGAUUGAGGAGGAGUGCCAUCGGGUUGAGGCCCAACUGGCCCUGAAGGAGGCACGCCGGGAGAUCCAGCAGCUGAAGCAAGUCAUUGAUGUUGUACGGUCCAGCCUGGGUGAGGCAGACUCGGGUGUGCAGAAGUGCUUUCAAGACAUCAAUGUCCAAAAUCACAAGUUGGAGACCCUGCUGCAGAGCAUGGAGCUGGCACAAGCCGGAGUGGCAAAGGUUGCGGAAGCCCCAGCUAGGGGUGGGGCAGUGGGGGCAGGGCCGUGGGUUGGUGAGGGGUCAGUGGGCUCUUGUGAAGGCUCGCCGGCUCACUCACUAACCCGCAGCUCUACCUACACUAAACUGAGCGAGCUGGCACCACCCGAACGCAAUGAAAGUGGCAGUGGCUCAGAUGUGGCAUGCUGCCUAUCAGCUGAGGGUACACAGGAUAGUGGUUUUGUGUGCUGUGGGGAUAUGGAAGGGAGCGGAGCCACACGGACUGAGCUGCUGCUGGAAGCUGCUUGCCUAUCAGAGGAAACAGCAUCACUGCUGAGCGCUUGCUCACGCCUGCCCCACUCAGCUACCUAUGAGGCACUAUGCUGUGGAGAGACGCGAAUGUUGCCACUGCGCUGCAGCUUGGGUAGAACUGCUGGAGGAGAGGCAGCUACGAGCGUCAGUCAACCCUGCCUGUCGCAUCACCACCUGUACCUGCAUCACCUACGAGAACAGGCAAUUCAGACAGAAUGCGACCCUGGACCAGCCUCAGCCCCAGUCCAUGGAGCUGCUUUUGGCUCUGACUUGGAUACUAUUGCUGAGGUUCGCACUUUCCGCUCUCAGGCCUGCAGCCCCACCUCCACCUGGCUGUCAGAUGAGGGUGACGAUCUAGACUCAGUCACCACUGAAUCAGUCAUCACGGCCACAGCUGGUGGGAAAGCCCUUUUCACAGAGACUGUCUCCACUGAGUCAGCCCUAGCAUUAGGUGCCAUGCCAUUUUCUGCAGUGGAACCAUUUAAUAAAUCAUCUGCUGCCACUGAGUCUGCUGUGACGCUAGCUGUUGUUGAUAAUUCUUUUGCUGUGUUGCCCACUGCAACACCUAUGCCAGAACCUGAUCCUUCCCAAAAUUCUUCUUCUCAAGAUCUGCUCCCAAACCCUGAUUAUGCCUCUUGUCCUGUGUCGAGGAUGCCAUUGAUGGAGGAGAAUGGCGAGCCCACCCCACAAACCACCCAGCCACAGCGUGUAGCCUCACAGGCUGACAUCAAUGGGGCCACUGUUGUAGAGGUGGAUGAGGAUAAUGAAGAAGACCAGGACAAAGGAGCAGCCAGUGCAACGGGCUCUGGCUGCGGUGUGGCUGUAAAGAGCUACUGGAGCCGCCAUUUUUUAGUGGAUCUAUUGGCUGUGGCAGUACCAGUGGUACCCACAUUGGCAUGGCUGUGUCGGGGCCCACAGCACAGAGGCCAGCCCAUGUACCACAUUGGGUCAUUGCUGCGUGGUUGCUGUACCGUAGCCUUACACUCCCUGCGCCGAGGGGGAGGUCUGCGCCAUUACCCUGCAGGGGGAGGGGGACCAGGAGGCAUAAGUAUAUGA